This is a messenger RNA of Ilyonectria robusta, 2055 nucleotides long. RefSeq lists its product as uncharacterized. Gene Ontology annotation, biological process: DNA-templated transcription; regulation of DNA-templated transcription. Lineage: Eukaryota; Fungi; Ascomycota; Sordariomycetes; Hypocreales; Nectriaceae. The record is from RefSeq and is a predicted model, not a curated record. Bases 1 to 2055 code for a protein of 684 amino acids. Gene Ontology annotation, molecular function: zinc ion binding; DNA-binding transcription factor activity, RNA polymerase II-specific; DNA binding. The transcript has 8 exons.
AUGACCAACGCCUCGACUCCCCCAACCACCAUUCGGACGCCGCGUGCGAAGCGAGUCUCUAGAGCGUGUGAUUACUGUCGCAAGAAACGACGUCCCUGCUUGAACUGCCAACUGUAUCACGCCGAAUGCACCUCAAAUGACCGAAGACGGCGCCCUGCCACCCAGAUUGCCCGAAGAGGCGAUGAAUCAUUCCAUGAUGCUGAGAUUGAGUCUCCUUCUGCUCCUGCCAUCCAUGUCAGCACUUCAGCACUCAUUCCAUCACCCUCGAGCGUAGGACUUUCUCUUCCCUCAACUGUUGACGUGGACGGUACCUUUAACACCAAUUUGCCGCCGCCGCCAUGGUCCCAAGAAGAGGCUUUUGAGGAUCAUAGUAAUACUAAUGACUUUGGUAAUGCGCUUCUUCAGCUUGGAAUUGGUGUUUCCUCAAACUUCUGGGAGCCAGACCAGGGGAUGCUCGGCGACAUACCUGACGUCGAUCCAAGCCUCAUGGACGCGUCAGCAGCAAAUGCGCCUCCAACCCCCCGAAUCACGUUAAGCAGUGCUCAAAAUGCAUUUCUUCCCUUCCAAGACUCUCCUUCCCUUGCGUCCCAAUCCACCGUAAGUUCGGCCAAUGGCAAGGUGUCGAGCAUUGAGACUCUGCGUGGAAGGGAUCCGAACGACGCGAGUUUGCAAGGUUCUGUGCCUCCAGGCGUCUUCAUUCGCAAGAAUGAAACUGUGGCUAAUUACAUUGGCACGACUUCGAUUGGCGCAACUCUGGCCUUGUGCCUAAAGGAUGCCCUUGAGAGCCAACAGAUUCCUCUAAGUCCUCGUUCUCUCGGCUUCCUCAUAGAAGCAGGCCCCUUUGUGGACGAGGUUGGCCUGUCUUCCAUGUUUAAUCUCCCAACACAGGAUCUCUCUCCCCAAGAUGCAGCGCUGCGGAGUAUAGACGCAUAUUUCCAGAACCUCAAUAUGUUCUAUCCUAUUCUAGACGAGGAUUCCUUCAGAGCAAGGUUUCUAAUGUUUUAUACAUCUGAUCGUUCACAGCUUGAUUUCGUCGACUACUGUAUAUUUUACCUUGUAGUGUCAAUAGGGGCGUUAAGUGACAAGCACACCUCCGAAAAUGCCGUCGGUAUUGAUCAACUUGCCGCAUCGACAUAUCAGCUAGCUUGGUCCAUGAUGCACGACUCGAUUUCAUCACCUUGCGAGAUCUCGAUACAAAUUCUUCUACUGCAUGGCUGCAUCGAGAAAUCCCCCAGGAAAUGGAUUUACCUGAACCCCAGCUGGAACUUCGUUCUCGGCUUUGGUGGAUGUCUCUCGUUAUCCCAAGGGCGACCAUGCGGAAUUAUGAACGCUGCAUUCGAUAAAGAGAUAGUCCAUCAAGAUGUAGCCAUGGACGUCGACAGCUCGUUAUUUCCCAGCUUUCCACAGAUCUACUUUUGGACGCACCAAUUCAACAAGGUACAGAACAGAUUUUGCACCUUGAUGCACUUGAAGAAUACAGCUGCUGCUAGACUUGAAUCCAUCGUCAAGGUGGAUCAAGACCUUGCGGCCUGGAGGGAUGCAUUGCCUCCCGUUUGCCGUCCAAAUAACAUGAUAUUGGUGUCACCUGACAAAUAUUCAAAUGUGUUAUUGAUGCACUUGGAAUAUUUUAAUUUACUACGCGCCAUUCACUGGGCGGUUAUAACUUUGAAGUCGAGUCAUAACGGUAUCUCAGAAAGACUUGACUACCGCCUCCGAGCCAGCGAGGCUUUAUGUGUUGAAGCCGCGCGAUCAUUCAUUAAAUGUUUGAAUGAUAGCUUGGAAAAUCCGAAAGUGAGGAAAGUAUUUGUCAUUAGUUUCCAAACCAACAAUUAUAUGGUGGCCAUCAGUACUCUAUAUCGCUACAUAUUGAGAAAUCCGUCCAAGAUCUCAACACGGGCCGAUCUCGAACACUUGCGUGCAGGGAAAAUUCACUUGGAUCGUGAUGCACAUAAGAAUUUCGCCAUUCCGGGGGCGAAGGCCCUGUUUAAGAAUAUGCUCUCUUCUGCUCAGGAUCUGGUCUGGAAAGGCAAUCCUUCUCCUGCAGGGGGUGAAUAG